Messenger RNA from Helicoverpa armigera (cotton bollworm), 4045 nucleotides. RefSeq lists its product as uncharacterized. The transcript has 6 exons. NCBI's taxonomy places the organism in Eukaryota, Metazoa, Arthropoda, Insecta, Lepidoptera, Noctuidae. The record is from RefSeq and is a predicted model, not a curated record. The coding region runs from base 534 to 1037 and encodes 167 amino acids.
GACAUAAUUUAACCUAUAAAACUUCCGCCUGCCCAUUCGUAUGAUAUAUCGAGGGGUUUGAAUGUGUUUCGUCUAAUAAAUAUGUUUUCGCAGUUCGGACGUGAAGCUAUUUAUCAUGUUUCGGUGUAUUUUUCAGCGCUAGUGGCGCCCCUGGCGGUGGAAAUGGGUACUGUGUGUAAAAGCUCUCGCCCGUUGAUCUUUUGUUUGCCUUUCAGUUGAGAUGACGUUUGACAUUCUGAAUAGUAGUUGUGCGCCCGUCUCGCUCACUCUACGAAAAUAAAAUGAGAUACAUGUAGUCUGUAACUAGGUACUCGACAAUCAUAAGGUACACGAAUGGAUAUUAUUAUAGUGAACAAAAGGUACUUCUAAGAGAGAUUAUAAAAUCGUAUUUAGGAAUACUAAAUAACAAAUCUUUAGAAACUGCCACGAAUGAGGCUAAAAAGAGAGCGUGGGUGGAAAUUACCAAAAAAUUCAACUCUAUAUGUUACAAAAGAAAAAGGACUACACAACAAAUUAGGAUUCAGUGGAAAAAAAUGAAGAUGUUAAUUAAAAAACAAAUGAGUGCAGCGGGCAAACGUAGUGAACAAAGUGACUCGGGAUUGGAGAUUCUUGAAACACAAGAAACUACAGAUAAUAUAAUAGAUUUAGAAAAUCUGAAAGUUGAAUCUGUAAUUUAUGAUACUGAUUGUGAAGAGGUUACAAAUCCACUGGAGGACUCAAACCCAGUCACUGAAACUGUUAUAACUUCUAAACCUACUCGCCAAGAGACUCCCAACAUUGAAGUGGAAUUUGAAGUGCUAGAUGCUUGCUCCUCUUCAACACAAACUGAUCAUGACUACGUGACUUUACACAAUAAAAUCAAUUUUUCUGAAAAUCACUACGAAGACAUGAGAUAUUAUAGAGACAUGGAGAAUAAUAGACUGGAGAAGGAACACUUAUUGAGAAUAAGAACGAUGCAAGACCAGCACAAUCAACUGAUGAAGAAUCUACGGUUACAGGAAGAAAUAUUGAGAAGGCAGCUUAAAAAAAUUGGUUAGUUGUAACCUACUCGAUGUUCUCGGCAGAAAAUCGGGAGAUCGAGUAUCUUUUUACCAUUGUGUGGCAAAACGGUGAGGAAUUAUAGUUUAUCGAGUUUCUAAGACGUAAGAUGUUAUAAACUUAUAAAUGUGGUUCAAAUGGAUUUUUGAGUAAAAGUAGAGAGAGAGAGAAUCAGGUACCUAUGUGCUGACCAUUUCACUUGUAGUUUUAUGCAAAACGAAUUGUAUACAGGGUGUGUCGUUCAUAAUCACAUUAAAUUCUAUCGCAUAUACUUAAUGAUAUUCUAUGGCGAAUUGUCAAAAAAACAACCUAAUCCAUUCAGUGAUUUAACCACAGGAGUCAUUUUUCGUUUUUAUAAUUUACAACAUCAUGUGUAAAGCAGCGAUAAAGUUAGGAAUAUCGAAAGUUUUGAUCAGUUGACAGCUGUCAGUUUUCAAGGGAGAAUUUCAGUUGUUUGUAAUGACUGACUUUUAUAUGGUGUUCUAAUUUUCGCACAUUUUUAUCUUAUUUACUUUGUUUGAAAAAAUCAUUUUUUUUAUUUUAACGUAUUUUUCUUUUUUCUCUGUGUUAGUCGACAUGUAUUAACCAGUAUAUUAACGCAUUUCAUUUAAUGUGAUUGUGAAUGACACACCCGAUAUUUGAGUCCUAUGGUCUACUUUUCUAUACCCACUUACAAAAAAUAUUUCUCUUCUCUGGGUUUAUUUUGGGCAUUCAUCUUUCUGUGACUUUCAAAUAGAACUGAAAGUUAAGUAUAACGUUUAAGUAUUUCAGAGCAAGUAAAUAAUAUCAAGAUGUUAAAAAUAUCUAUUCACAAAUUGAGAUCCUCAUUUUUGAAGAGGUUUAGAUAAUAAGUAUUGUUUAAAAAUUACAACAGCAUGUAAAGUUAAUUUUGAUAAUAUAAUAUUAAAUGGAGAUAAAAAAAAAACAAAUGCUUUAUUUUCAGUUAAUUCAUUUUAUUUUGAAAUAAAAAUUACAUUACACUAUGUUUGGACAUCACAAUAGGAAUACAUUGAUGGUAUAAAACUUAAAAUUAAAACAAUAUCUACAAUCUCAUAAACCACAUGAUUGUCGUUAAAAAGCUGUGUAUAUGGAAUGUACAUAAUAUCAACGUAUAUUUUUAUAUAACACUAUUUACUAGAUAAAACGAACAACACAAACAAAUGGGUUAUUUAAAGCCAAUGGUGAUGUAGUCAAUGAAAAAGAUUAAGAUUAUUUUCAAUGUUUUUCAAAUACUUUUUAAUUUUAUACUUUUUCAUUUAAAUUGAAAUAAACUUGAGGAUUAAAAGGAACUUAGAUAGUAGCAAUAUAUUUUUUUUGUCAAAAUAUUUUCAACCGUUUAAUUGUCAUGUUGUUAAAAUUAGUUUCAAAUUAUUAAAAAGGGACUUGUUAGGUAGAUUUCAUGCUAAUGUUCUUGAUACUAAAAUCGACAAAAUUAGUAAAAAAAAUAUAUACAAUUUUAGCCACUAUUUCGGUAAGGGGUUUUACACAUAGUAAAUAGUGUUAUAAAAAUAAAAAUACAUAUUUCCCUAUUAUUUCAAUCAUAAUGGCACUUCGGACCCAAAGUUAAAUCCUAUCUUAGUAAACGGAUGGUUGCACAUUUUCUUUUUAACGUAUUUUAUUAUAAGCAUCAUUUAUAUUAAGCCACCGAUAUUAUAUUAUACUUAAUUAUAUUAAUAAUAAUUACGGAAUAAUACAGCGUCAAUUUUUAUAUUCAGUCAGUUUCGCUUAAGACAAAAGUAUAUAGAUACGAACCUUAGUGAAGGAUUAUAAGAACAGCGUAUUUCUGCAUAGAACGAAGAGCAGCUAUAGAUUUAACUCAAAGCUGGCUUUUGUGGAAACCAUGUUUACAGCAAGUCAACCCACCCGAUCCGUCAAAUUAUAUCAAUCAAACAUUAACCUUUGGCUAUUGUGAUAAGGUAGAAAAUUUAUUGAAGAAAUUUGACAGAUGACAGAUGAGGUAGGUUGGUGUGCUGUCUAUACCUUUUCAUGUUUAUCUCAAACAAAAAAUAUUGCUUUUUCUUUCCACACAUUUCAUGUCUCAGUGCAUUACUUUUUGUACAGAAUUAGCAACGUAACUUUAAGAUGGAAACGUUUAUAAGUGUGAAAGUUAUAGAUUAAACAAGGAAAAUUAAGAAAACCGUGCAACCAAUAAUUAUUUAAUUAUGUUCACUAAUAAUUGAUGUCUAGUGCACCCUUUUAUCAAAGGUAAGCGUUUCUAACAAACUAUUAACAGCUUUUUUCUGUGAUUUACGUACUACAUAACAAUUAUCUAUAUACAAGUUAAAAUCUCAUUUAUAUCACAUCAUUCAUUCAAAAAUAUUUCUUAAAAUUACUGAAGUAUGGUCACAUUCCGUUUUAUUGGCGUACAGUAUACCGAAUUAAUUAAUUCUUUAGGUACCGAGUAUUAGGUUAGGAUGAAGUAUUUUUACUAUUGUCUAUUUUAUUUCUCAUCCCUAAAACUUUUUAUAUUAAAGAAAAUUAGUUCGUGAUACUGUACACUAACAAGUAUAUUUGAUUGAUUACAUAUUUGGUUAUCUCACACUAUUCUACUAAGAAGCACAGCAACCAAAAAAGUACAGUCAACUACAUAAUUCAAUAACCACUAGGUUUUUUUUUCAAAUUGCCAUCAAUUUUAUGCGGCUGACUGUACCUUUGGUUCCAAAAUUUCAUUUUUAUUAAAACUUUACUAACAAAAAUAAGUAUUAAUUUCUGUAUCACACAUACAUUUUGAAUACACAUUAUGCUUGUGUAUUUUUCUAUUAGAGGUAGGAAUAAACAAGUUUUUUUUUUUCACCUUUUUUGCUAUUUUCUGAGAUCUCACACAAACAAACGUAUAUUUUAAUGAUUUCUUUGUUAUUUUAUAUGUCCAGUUUAGUUUGUAAAAUGCUUGUCUAAUACUACCGGAUUGGUGAUAACUGAUGAUCUUACAAGCCCAAUGGUUACGACGUUAGUUCAAUAAAUUAGUUUAGGCCUCUUAACUUAAAUACUACGUAAUUGCUUUAUUGUA